Aegilops tauschii subsp. strangulata is the source of this 1063-nucleotide messenger RNA. Its product is annotated as protein S40-1. The record is from RefSeq and is a predicted model, not a curated record. Lineage: Eukaryota; Viridiplantae; Streptophyta; Magnoliopsida; Poales; Poaceae.
UUUUAUUACUUUAUAUACCCAAAGCGAGACCCGAGGCCAAGCGUGGCAAAACCAGCUAGCGGUGGCGGCCAGACCCAAUACUUACUUAUCCGGGACCGUGGCGUGCCGUGCCCGGCGUCCGGCGAGGAGAGGGGGGUCACGGGGAGAUAGCUCUUGUUUGCUUGCUGAGGUGGUCUUGGGUGGGUGUGUGACGGACGGUCGGUAGAUGGAGAUGCCGAGGUCGUCGGGCGCGGGCGCGUUCCGGUUUCUUGGCCUGCUCAAGCAGCCGGAGGCGGGCCACGACGGCGCGUGCUUCGAGCUGGACGAGAGCGACGUCGUCUGGCCGGGUGGGCGGCCACGCCCGUAGCCGAGGCUGCGGUGGCCCCGCGGCGCGCCAGCGCGCGGCGUCGCUCGGCGCACGCCGUGCCGCAGAGCUUCGGGCUCUCGUCGCUCCUCGCGGAGGGCGGCGACUGCGGUGUCGAGGGGCAGCAGCUGCACGCGGGGAUGGCCAUGGCCGUGCCUGCGAGGCCGGGUCACGGCACCGCGACACCGACACCGAGGCAGUCGGCGCCGGUGAGGGUGCCGGUGUGGCCGGGGCAGGCGGCCAGGCCCAGGGACAACGCGAAGCGCGGCGCCAAGAAGGCCGAUGAAUCCGACGAAGACGAGAAGGGCGGGGAGGAGAUGGUGCCGCCGCACGUGGUGGCGGCGCGGCGGCACGCGCGGUCGUCGUCGGUGCUGGAGGGCGCCGGGUGGACGCUCAAGGGGCGCGACCUCUGCCGCGUCCGCAACGCCGUGCUCCGCCAGACCGGCUUCCUCGACCUCUGAAUCUCAUCUCAACAACAACAAGAAGAAAAUGCAUGCCAGCCGGCCGGCGCGAUCCACCACCACCGAUGAUGGUCAGCCUCCAUUAAUCCCCGUCGAUCACUGGCGCGAGUCCUGAUCAUCCACCAGCUCCUGCCAUUCCAGCAGCUGCCAUGCCAUGCAUCCUCCCCUGCAUCCAUCCAUCUGGUCUUCAGAGCGACAAAAAUCGAUGUCUGAAAUUCUGGAUACUGCCCCAAUUGAAUUCAAUACAUUCAAUUUCAUU